Messenger RNA from Chrysochloris asiatica (Cape golden mole), 498 nucleotides. RefSeq names its product microsomal glutathione S-transferase 1-like. Gene Ontology annotation, molecular function: glutathione transferase activity. Lineage: Eukaryota; Metazoa; Chordata; Mammalia; Afrosoricida; Chrysochloridae. Gene Ontology annotation, cellular component: mitochondrion; membrane. The transcript has 3 exons. The record is from RefSeq and is a predicted model, not a curated record. Bases 17 to 484 code for a protein of 155 amino acids.
GACCAAAAUUGAAAAAAUGACUAACCUCAACCAACUAACCAAGAAUGAAGUAUUCAUGGCCUUUGCCUCCUAUACGACAAUCCUUAUUUCAAAAAUGAUGUUUAUGAGCAUGGCAACUGCAUUCUAUAGAGUGACAAGAAAGGUUUUUGCAAACCCAGAAGACUGUUCACAGUUUGGCAAAGGAGAAAAUGCUAAGAAGUAUCUUCGGACAGAUGACAGAGUGGAACGUGUACGAAGAGCCCACCUGAAUGACCUUGAAAACAUUGUACCAUUUAUUGGCAUUGGACUUCUGUAUUCCUUGAGUGAUCCCGAUCUCUCGACAGCCCUCCUGCACUUCAGACUCUUUGUUGGAGCACGGAUCUACCACACAAUUGCAUAUUUGACCCCCCUCCCUCAGCCAAACCGAGGUUUGGCUUUUUUUGUUGGAUAUGGAACCACAUUUUCAAUGGCUUAUAGGUUGCUGAAAAAUAACUUGUACCUAUAAGGAGAAUUAUACAA